UACUGGGAACUAGUAACUACUAAAACAUGCGUUUUUGGGUUAUCGAUCAUGCAUAAAGCUGUUAUCGGCGAACGCUUGCGUAUGUUGCUGUUUUCGAUUAUUUCGUCUACACACUCUAAUGGCUUCCCUAAGCCCCACCUACUUCUACCACGUGGGCACUUAUAAUGGCCGUUACCAGGGCAAUUCGUGUCAUUUUUGACAUAAAAUUGACACACCUCUACAUGCACAAUUUUAUAUUCGUGUGUUAUUUCAGUGCACCAAAUCAGAAGCAAAAAGGCAGUCAAACAGAAAGAGAUCGUCUCAUUCGCCUUGACUCAGAAAGUGGCAAGAUGUCGACCGCUUUGGUCUCUGCUUUCUAUGAUAUAACCGAUGUCGUGUGUAAGAAUAACAGAAACAUGACGGUCAGCAACGCGUUCGAAUACAGACAAAAAAGCGAAAGACGCAUGAUAAAUGUUCCUUCAUUACCUCGGAGGCACUCCACUAACUCCAGCACAGUAGCAAGACAGUCUCCGAAUCUAAUAACUCUCUCGGGAAUAACAAACAAACCCCGCGAAAGAUCACUUAGUCUGACCACCACAACCUCGCUACAGACGGAGGACGAUCGAAGACGGGGAAGUCAAAACUCCAGUCGCUACAAAACUGAACUUUGCCGUCCGUUCGAGGAGAGUGGAACUUGUAAAUACGGCGAUAAAUGUCAGUUCGCACACGGAUACCAUGAGCUUCGCCAACUUGCACGCCAUCCCAAGUAUAAGACUGAGCUCUGCCGUACUUUCCAUACGAUCGGAUUCUGUCCUUACGGUCCGAGAUGUCACUUUAUUCACAACGCAGACGAGAAGCGAGCCCCUCCUCCCAACAGCUCUCGCCUUUCUCCUCCAUUGUCGCCUCUGAAUGGGCCACCGUCUCCUCCUCUGACAGAACCUUCCUCGCCGUUGCCUACAUCGCUAACCCCGCCAUCACCUCUGCAGUUCUACGACGAGAGUCCCCUUUCCAGUCCGAUCGACAGUCCGCUUCCCGUGAUCAAUCCAAACUCACCUUCUGUAAACAACGUGUUCACAUUUCCAACUAAAGCUCAAGAGUACACUCCGGUUAUUUCUCCAUCUGCAGUGAGCUCUCCGCGAUCAUUUUCCCCGGCCGUUACACUCGAGACAGUAGACGAACGAGAAGACCUACCUCCGACUCCCCCCGAUGUGGAUGCGUUCGGCCGAAGACGUCUUCCCGUCUUUAACAGUCUUGGCUACAAGUGAGCUUAACAUGGGUAUAUUUAACGACGUCCAUCGAUUUAUUAGGUGGACUAUACAUGAUUUAUAUGCUCAAAGACUAUGGGACUUUAUUGGAAAACCAAACAAUCGAAGCCUCGGACUGGAAAACCCAGACGAGGAUCAAUAACUAGGAAUAUAUAAUGACUUAUAUUUUUAUGAUCAGCUUGUAACAGAAAUAUAUUCGUUUGAUAGAAAAUAUCUUAGUUAUUUAUCGAAAAAAAGCAAGAGUUAAUUACUCUGGAAACUUAGUGUUAAACACUACUUUUUCAGCUCGAGUUUUAUAUGCUUUUCUAUAUUUGUGUAAUUGCGAGUGAAGUGUACAUUGUAAAACGGUGAUAAUGGGAGCUAAGAGAAUCAAGGCCAAUUUUUAGUGCUGCCCUUUCUCCUACCGACUAUUUAAUAUAUUAUUUAUUGUAACUUAUAAUAUCAUUAUAUCUGAAUAAGGUCUAUUUUGUUAUGACUUCCUUUCAAUGAUGAAAAUUCCCAAUAUUUGUUACGGUUACACGGCUUAGAAAAUAAUUCCAUAAUAUAUGUAUUUACCGCGAACGCUCAGAAUUCACUUUGUUAAUUUAUCUAUCAUUACCAGUAGCUUUUUGGCUAUGUUGUGUACAUAUGUUAUUCAUCGUCACAUGAUCUUAGCGUCCACAAGCUUUAAUAAUUUUAUAAAAAGAAGACUGUAGAGCAGUUGAUUAAAUAAUUUAUUGAAUAAAAGGGUACGAUUUGUAA
Messenger RNA from Nematostella vectensis (starlet sea anemone), 1985 nucleotides. Its product is annotated as mRNA decay activator protein ZFP36L2. The record is from RefSeq and is a predicted model, not a curated record. Gene Ontology annotation, molecular function: metal ion binding; mRNA binding. The transcript is spliced from 2 exons. The coding region runs from base 165 to 1244 and encodes 359 amino acids. Lineage: Eukaryota; Metazoa; Cnidaria; Anthozoa; Actiniaria; Edwardsiidae.